This is a messenger RNA of Heterostelium album PN500, 1095 nucleotides long. RefSeq lists its product as uncharacterized. The record is from RefSeq and is a predicted model, not a curated record. NCBI's taxonomy places the organism in Eukaryota, Evosea, Eumycetozoa, Acytosteliales, Acytosteliaceae. The transcript has a single exon. Gene Ontology annotation, molecular function: protein binding. Bases 1 to 1095 code for a protein of 364 amino acids.
AUGGAAUUAAAUAAAUUUAGAUUAGUUUUUAAUAAUUUUGUUUUGAAUAGUUUAAUAUUUAAAAAAGUAUCAGAGAUUUCAAAACAAAUAGGAAAAAGACCUCUAUUAGGAUGGAGCGAAGUCAAAUCAUCACCUUACUACUUGGCAGGUAAUGGUUAUAUUUCUCAAUUGAUAGAUUAUUUAAGCACCAAACGUUUGUUUGAUAUCGAAGGAGUUGCCAGAGUUCUUAAGAAUGCCUUGAAAGGUCGUUGUGACAUUGGAACCUUUCAAUACCUGUUUGGCCUUUUAGAUGUACAAGAGAGAAUCACUCAUUGUUUUGACUACCUAAGCGAAGCGGACAGUGAUGAUUUCGAAAUUGGCGAGAAUAAAAUUAGACAAAUCAACUCGAUACUCGAGACCGCUUCAAAACUAGGUCGGUUGGAUAUCAUCAAGUAUCUGUUGGAAGCAGUUGUCAUUCCAGAGUACAAAGAGGGUGGAUCGCAAUUCCGUUGGGAUUUAGAGCGCGCCGUAUCAUACUCUGCGAAAUCCAAUGAUAUCGAGCUACUAAAGUUUAUGAUAGAGAAAAGUAAUAAUUCGAUCGCACCGUUUUUCUAUACGAUGCACGAGCGUCCCAACGUAUUCGACAAGGUUGCAUCCGUUGGAAAUAUCAAAAUGAUUGAAUAUUUGGUUGAGUGUCGAAUGGAAGAUUUGUCGGAAAGCAAUAUGCUUAGAGAAUCAAUUAGAGCAGGCCAACAAGAUUUUGUUCGUCAUCUACUCGCAAACAACUCUUAUGGACAUAUAAUAGGUGAUUUUGAAAUACUUCACUAUGCAAUUAGAUACAAUCAAUUUGAAAUUCUCAAGAUGCUCAACCAAGAGUACGGAAUGAAAGAGUUCUAUAAGUAUGAUAUGAAUUAUGCCGCUGACAAUGCAAAUAUUGAAAUGCUCAGUUGGCUCAGUCAAAACAGUUCGUGCCAGUGCUCACCCAGUGCAAUGGAUACCGCCGCUAGAAACGGCCAAUUUCACAUUGUCCAAUGGUUGCAUAAUAAUCGUACAGAAGGAUGUACAGCUGUAUGUUUUAUUAAUAUCUACUUAUCAUUCUAUUGUUAUACAUACUAA